AUGGCCACCCCGCUGCAGUUCAACCCAGCGCAGGAACAAGCUGUCGCCGAUAUCCUAUCACGACCUCGCGCCGCCAACACCGGUCCAUUCGCACAAUUUCUAAACGUAUACGAUGCAUUCCAAGAGCGGAGAGAAGCAUUGGGCCUCAGCAACCCGGGCACAGUCGAAAACAUUGCGAGGGAAGUCCAGCGCGAUGUCUUCCUGAACAACUCCAGCUUCUCAGGUCUGCGCGCCGAGCUCACCAAGGCCUUCAGCGCCGCCCCGCUAUUCCAGGUUGCACACUCGUUGUCCAUGGGAUCGCAGGUUAUGCCGCCAUACUCCUACAUGGUUCUCUACGGAUCACCAAGGGUAUUCAUGCAAGGAAACCUAGAUAACGAGCUUGCCUUCUCCGGUCGCUUCAACUGGCGCUGGACGUCGGCGUUUGUCACCAAGACCGCUGUUCAGCUCACAUCGCAAGGCAACAUGGUUUCGCUCGAAAACGACUACACUGGCGCCGACUUCUCUGCUUCGCUGAAGGCUGUCAACCCCUCCCUACUCGACGGUGGCAUUACUGGUAUGCUCAUGGCCAGCUAUCUACAGGCUGUUACACCAAAGCUUUCGCUCGGCAUCGACGCUUUCUGGACCCGCCCGGCUAUGGCAUACCCCCCAGAGCUGAAUGUCUCGUACGCGGCACGCUACCGGGCUGUCGACUGGAUGGCAUGUGGUCAGAUCAUCCCCGACCGUGGUGUAUUGGAGGCUUCAUACUGGCGCAGACUUACAGACAAGGUUGAGACUGGCAUCAACUGCAACCUCGCAUUUGCUGGAAUUGGCCCCGGAGGGCCUAUGGCUGGACCGCAGAAGGAGGGUAACGUAACUAUCGGUGCCAAGUACGAUUUCCGUCAGUCAUCAUACAGGGCACAAAUAGACAACCAGGGUAAGGUGUCGUGCUUGUUGGAGAAGAUGAUUGCGCCGCCAAUCCGUGUAACCUUCUCAGGUGAAAUUGACCACAAAGCGAAUGCCGCUAAGCUUGGUCUGGCCGUUGCGAUAGAAGCCGCCGACGAGGCAGUCAUGGAACAGCAAGAACAACAGGGCGUCGCAAUGUCAGCCGGCUCGAUCCCCUUCUAA
Molecule: messenger RNA, 1104 nt
Organism: Alternaria postmessia
Lineage: Eukaryota; Fungi; Ascomycota; Dothideomycetes; Pleosporales; Pleosporaceae
Exons: 3
Coding region: 1-1104 (367 amino acids)
Biological process (GO): protein import into mitochondrial matrix
Cellular component (GO): mitochondrial outer membrane translocase complex; mitochondrial outer membrane
Molecular function (GO): transmembrane protein transporter activity
Source: RefSeq, a predicted model, not a curated record